Messenger RNA from Ilex paraguariensis (yerba mate), 789 nucleotides. The record is from the annotation of a GenBank genome assembly. Lineage: Eukaryota; Viridiplantae; Streptophyta; Magnoliopsida; Aquifoliales; Aquifoliaceae.
AUGGUGUCAGCCCCCCUGGCAGACACCAAUCAUCUGAGUGGGUAUGGUGGUGGUUCGAUUGAGAGGACAAUGGGAUAUUUUAGAGACAGAGAUAUUUUUGACUGUGUGUAUGUGGAUAAUAGGCCAGUGACUGGCCUUCGACUUUACUUGGAAGGAAAAAGAAACAAUUGCUUAGCAAUCCAUUUGCAGCACCUUUCCUCCUUGCCAAAAAGCUUUCAACUUCAAGAUGAACGAAAUGGCAACUUUGGUAACUCUUAUGAUCGAAGGUACUAUGAGAAGCUCAAGUGGAAGAGCUUCUCUCAUAUAUGCACUGCCCCUGUUGAAUCUGAUGAGGAUCACUCCAUUGUUACUGGAGCCGAGUUUGAAGUUAAGGACUCCGGUCUAAAGAAAAUUCUCUUCUUGCGCCUCCAAUUUUCCAAAGUUAUUGGUGCCACAGUGGUCAAGAAGCCUGAGUGGGAUGGCUCCCCUAACCUUGUCCAAAAAUCUGGAAUUAUCUCUACAUUGAUUAGCACACGUCUCUCAACGAAUCAGAAGCCACCUCCACGACCAUCUGAUGUGAAUAUUAACUCCGCUGUAUACCCUGGUGGCCCUCCAGUGGCAGCACAGAUUACUAAACUCCUGAGGUUUGUUGAUACAACAGAGAUGACAAGAGGACCACAGGACCCACCUGGGUACUGGGUAGUGUCUGGAGCACGGCUUGCUGUUGAGGGUGGUAAGAUAUCUCUCCGCGCCAAAUAUUCUCUCUUAGCCGUGAUUUCGCCAGAUGUAGAUAUGUCAUUGGACUGCUAG